Protopolystoma xenopodis is the source of this 558-nucleotide messenger RNA. Lineage: Eukaryota; Metazoa; Platyhelminthes; Monogenea; Polystomatidea; Polystomatidae. The record is from the annotation of a GenBank genome assembly.
AAUGCUUUUUUUCUGCCUAUUGCGCCUCGCCUAAACGUCGCUGUUCCGGUAUCCACCUUUCUUGACGAUACCUCUACACACGAUGUUGUUCUUGACACACAAGAAUACGGCUCGAGUAUCACCACGAACGUUAUUAAUCCUGUCGCUAGAACUUCUCUGGCGGAUUCUUUGGAUCUUUCUGUAGGAAAUGAGGCGAAAGCCCAGUGUAAUCUUCUUGGUUUGCUAUCAUCUUCUUUGUUUGAUGAUUUAGAGACUUCGCAAAGGCCAAACUGUGCUAAACCUAACUCAUCUUCCUCUAGCCUUGUCGGCAAAUCUUUUUCUGGUGUUUUAGUUCGAGAUUCAGAUGUUGGAAUUAGUAAAUCUUUACCACUUUCAAGCAGCUCUCUUGCUCGAGUUGAUCCAAGUGAUCAAGAGGAAAGUGAUGAUGAUGAACUAUCGGGUCAACAAGUAACUUCUGAAGUCGUUAUUUUGCCUGAGAGCAUCGUAGCUGUCCAGGAGAGCUGUUUAAUAGAGGGGUCUUCAGUGAUGGAGGAUGAAAAACUUGCCUCUUGCAAGUAG